ACAAUAGUUUUCUGUUGCCUAAACUUUAGUGAGCAGCAGCAGGUUUAGUUAGUAUGUGAGAGUGAGAGAGAGAGAGGGGUGUGUGUAGGAGACCCAGGCAGCCAGCCAAAGUAUAGAGGAGAGAGAAGGGGGGCGAGAUGUGACCCACACUCCACCGGUGGCUGCAAAGCUCUAAAACGGGGUGCAGCCAUGGGCUGCAAGGCCAGCAAAUUGUGCUGCCCCAGAUCCAGGAACAAGAGUCGUCAGAAAACAAAGGAGAACCAGCAGACAUCUCAAGAGCUGAACAACAUAGCUGGAAAUGGAUCAAGUGAAUGUUUGCAGAAAAUCAAAGACUAUGAGCAAGAAAUCCGAAAACUCAUUCAGUCUCACCAUGAGGAAAAGAUGUCCAUGGAGGAGGGCAACAAGAAGAAGAUAGAGGAGCAUGAACAGGAGCUGAGGGAAAAGGCUAAACGAGAUGCGGAAGCAGACUUGGAAAAACGUCUUUCAGAACAGGCUUCAUAUCUGAAAGCUGAACUGGAUAAAAAGUGUGAAGGGCUGCAGAAGCACUAUGAUGAGGAAAAGGCAUCUCUCAAAGAAACGUACGAAAAGUUAACCACUUCCCUUAAGGAAACUGUUGCUGAGUUAAAUGGGCAGUUGGCAUCCUUCCAAGAGAAAAUGAAACGGGUUGAAGAAUCCAUCCUAAAUCAAGACUACAAAAUACACAUUCAGGAUCAUGGUAGCCCUGGUGAAUUCUGGGAGCAGGAGCUGCAAAGUCUUCAUUUUGUGAUUGAAAUGAAAAGUGAGCGGAUCAAGGACCAAGAGAAAAGACUCCAGGCCCAGCAAACUACAAUGGACAGGAAUGUUAUACUGGAGGAGAAAGUACAGAGUCUGCAACAGGAGAUUGAAGCCUUACGAGCCCAGGCCCAGAACCAGACAGCAAUGACGAUCCGUUUGACAGAGGAGCUGCUGAAUGCUCAGGUGUCCCUAGAAAAGGAGAAACAGCUUCAUGAACAGCUACAGCGUGACAAAGAACAGCACUUUUACCGAACAGUGAAUGGGGAUGGCCCGUCCCCUUUUUCUCUGCCAAUAACAACACAGGACUCCAUCAAAGUGACCUAGGAGAAAGAAGUCUUCAAGUCAUGGACAAAGGGUCAAAAUCCUUGUUUCUUGUAGAAGACCAAGGCAAUACUGAUCGCCUAAAACAUGCAAGAAGCUUCCUCUCGUGGAAACAAUUCAUAUUUAUUUUAUUGUUUUAAUUAUUGAAACUGUAUAUACAUGUUUAUGGUAUCCAUGACUGACAACAGGACAUUUCCUCUAUGCAAAAUAGUUUUUUUAAAUCUUAAAUCGUAUGUUCCACCAAAACAUUUUUAGUUUUGAUAGGGUGGGAUAGGUUUCAAACCCUGGUCAGGUCGUUACUACUUUUUGGGGUCCUAUUACAGAGAUUACCCCUAUACUUCCUGUCCUGGGGACAAUGGUUUUGCCAGGGGUAGGUGAGACUAAGGGCCCUUUUACACGGGGCGGAUCAGUAAUGAUCCGUCUCCGUGUGUCCCUAAGCUCAGCGGGGAUCGC
Messenger RNA from Rana temporaria (common frog), 1548 nucleotides. RefSeq names its product coiled-coil domain containing 69 (gene CCDC69). The coding region runs from base 190 to 1098 and encodes 302 amino acids. Gene Ontology annotation, cellular component: cytoplasm; nucleus. NCBI's taxonomy places the organism in Eukaryota, Metazoa, Chordata, Amphibia, Anura, Ranidae. The record is from RefSeq and is a predicted model, not a curated record. Gene Ontology annotation, molecular function: microtubule binding. The transcript is spliced from 9 exons.